GCCGGAAGCCGUCUAUCUUACCAUACUAAACUAUAACACUACCUCCCAUUAAAUCGAGAAACUCCAUUGAGAGACCGGAAGGAGCCCUCAGGUUUAGGUCAGUAACGUAGAUCUAUGCCUUGUCCAAAACUCAUCUUCUCCAUCAAACAAAACUUCAUCAAAACGAAAGAAAAAAAAGAGUCUACCUUUUUUGCUGCUUUCUUGGGUCAUAAUGCCGAACGCUUCGCCAAAACUUAUUAACUAUGUUUUCCUUUUUGUCUUCUUGCUUAUUGUUUCCACGCAGCAUAUUCACGCUCAAUCUGGUAAAAAUGAUCCCCAUCGUUGCCUAACUCUCCUGAAUAAUGGAACAUGGUCGUCUUCAGUUCCUGGCGGCUCUCGACGAUGGGAACCAAAAGAUUGUCGUAUGGUUGAGCAUACUGCAGACUCUCUUCACGAAUGCCUCAAUGACCGAAAGGUUGUCUUCAUCGGCGAUUCUACAAUCCGGCAGCUUUUCUGGGCCGCUACUAAACAAGUUGCUCGCCGCGAGUCCGAAACUAGGAUAAAACGCCUGCUUCAAUCGAACGGCAAGCAUCACGAUAUCUCGUUUCGGGCUGAUAAUGUCCAACUGGAAUUUGUCUGGGAUCCCUGGCUAAACUCUACCGUCUUGCACGGUGUGCUUAAGAACUUCCACGCUCUACCUACACCCCUAUAUGUAGAAGGCAUUGCGGGGAUGGACGAACUGUCCCCUGUGCUCGUUAUCUUGGGUGCCCCCGGACUCUGGGCUGCUCGAUACGGCGGGGAUGACUAUAUGAACCUGUUUAAGCGAGCCGUCACCGGCGUCGUGCCGUACCUAUCACCUAGCCUUGAUAACAACAUAUCACAGGCAAUGAAAACGACUCAAGGCUCGGGCGAUAUCCCAAACCGGAUUUUUCUAGCGCCAGUAGGGAUCCCAAAUUACAGCAACUUGGCUCCGAAUCGGUCCAAGAGCAUAACGCCGGAACGGAUUAAGGCCAUGAAUAACUACCUCUCAGAAGUCUUCUCGAACAAUCUGACGUAUGUUCCUUGGGUAUACAACCAAAUUCCCACUUCUUCUAAAUGGGAUUUCGAUAUAGACGGCUUGCAUGUGUCAGACGAUAUGGCAGCACUGAAACUCAACAUUGUUUUCAACGCACUUUGCAAUUCAGCAGCAAGCGCCCGCUCACGCUCUUUCAAGGGCACAUGCUGCGUCGUUCCUCUACAGGGCUAUAGUCCUGUGAUAGUUGGCCUUUUAUUGGGAGUUUCAGCAGGGUUCGGGUCUGCUGGUGCGCGCCAUAACCUGGAGGUUGGAGGUAAUCCAGAAAUCGUUAAAUCUGUCGAAACCCUUAGAAACAUACUCGUUACCUUCAUGUGGUGUUGGUACGCCGACGGGACUUCCUACUUAAUAAAAGCUGAACGUCAUUAUGAACAAGAGGUUUUCGUCGCGGCUUGCCUUAUAUGGCUAGUGGUCAGCGUAUUGUCAUUAAGGAAAGCCACCCACCAGACAGAUGGUUCUUCGUCGUCCAAACGCGAUCUGCGAUACUAUCGUGGUCCGGGAUACAUAUCGCGGAGUCAGUCUAAUGAGAUCAAAGGCUUAAUGCAGGGGAUUAUCUUGCUCUAUCACUAUCACCAUGCGUCCCAGGCUCUCUGGGUUUACAAGAUCAUCCGACUAUUUAUCUCCGGAUACCUAUACAUAUCCGGCUAUGCUCACACGCUAUACCUUCUCAAAACGAACGACUUUUCUUUGAAUCGCGUCAUAGAGAUUCUAUUCCGCUUGAACUUUCUAAGCGUCUUCCUGCCGUACAUGAUGAGAACAACAUACACGUCGUAUUAUUUCGCCCCCGUUAUCACGUUCUGGUAUCUUGUUUUGUACGCGAUGCUUCGUUUCUUCAAAAGCUACAAUCGCGAUCUGCGUUGGCUACUUUUGAAAAUAGCGGUGACAGCUAGACUCACCAAUUUGCUUAUACUUACCCCUGGUAUUCUUGAAGCUGUCACUAGAUUCGUACACGCUAUAUUCUUCAUAUCUAUAGAUGUAGAAGAGAUGCGUUUCAGGCUGCGUCUAGACCGCUACAUUACGUUCAUCGGGAUUAUUGUAGCGGCUCUUACCCAUCGCGCCUCUAUUCGCAGGGAGCCAACUUUCCUUCAACUUGGCUGGGUCGGAGCGGCCCUCACUCUAAGAUUCACAUACUGGCUUGCUAUCGUCUGUGUAGGGAGCAGUCUAACAUUCUUCUACGUCACCCAAACUUAUCUACAAGAGAAGCAGACAUACAAUCAAAUUCACCCAUUCAUAUCCUGGAUCCCGAUAUUAUGUUUUAUAGUGCUCAGAAACUCUCAUCGCAUAUUAAGAGAUAGGUAUCUUUUAUUACCCAACCUCCUCGGCCGCAUCUCGCUAGAGACAUACGUGCUGCAGUACCACAUUUGGCUUGGCGGGGAUGCUACAGCAAAUCUUUUUGUGGGAUAUUGGGAAGGCCGCUAGGGGCGGUUUGCAGAAACGGUGAUACUCACUAUUACGUUUAUCGGACUUGCGGCAACUACAAGAAACAGUACCAGAAUAUGUGCUCGGUGGUUGAAUGGACCGGGAGCUGUGGGACUGCUGUCAGCGCUAUGGACUGCGAAUAUCGUAUACAGCGGAGUACUAACAUCGCGGGCAUGAAUGGUAAUGGUUCGGAUAUGUGGUAUUGGCGGUAUUGGGUCUGAUGAAGAUAUAUAUUAGAAGGAUUGGUGAAGUGCUAUUAUAGGGACAUGGAAAUACUAUAACUAUGGAUAAAGGGGUCUAGUAUUAUAUAUAUUCGUGUUGCUCCCCUG
Daldinia decipiens is the source of this 2799-nucleotide messenger RNA. RefSeq names its product Cas1p-domain-containing protein. Lineage: Eukaryota; Fungi; Ascomycota; Sordariomycetes; Xylariales; Hypoxylaceae. The transcript is spliced from 2 exons. The record is from RefSeq and is a predicted model, not a curated record. Bases 212 to 2470 code for a protein of 752 amino acids.